Messenger RNA from Bradysia coprophila, 2645 nucleotides. It is a transcript of the gene Rrp6, whose product is annotated as exosome component Rrp6. Gene Ontology annotation, cellular component: nuclear exosome (RNase complex); nucleolus. Lineage: Eukaryota; Metazoa; Arthropoda; Insecta; Diptera; Sciaridae. Gene Ontology annotation, biological process: poly(A)-dependent snoRNA 3'-end processing; TRAMP-dependent tRNA surveillance pathway; nuclear polyadenylation-dependent antisense transcript catabolic process. Gene Ontology annotation, molecular function: 3'-5'-RNA exonuclease activity; nucleotide binding; single-stranded RNA binding. The record is from RefSeq and is a predicted model, not a curated record.
AGCACAUAACCACACCUUUGUGACAUGCUUGAUAGCUCCAUAGUAAAUAUUGAAUUGUUCAUUCUUUGGCUAUAAAUCUAGUUGAAUCAAAUAUUUACCGAUGGAAGUGGACGCCGAAGAUCCGAAAACAGAGGCAGCGCCAGUUAUCAACAUCGCUGGAUUCUCAACCAUUGACGAAUUCGCCAAGGCUGCGAAUCUCGCCGUGGUUGAAGGAUCAAAAUGCACGAAUGCAUUUCCAUCUGGUCCGACGAGGAGUCUGUAUGCUGCAUGUCCUGCAUUCAGUAAAGUCGUUGACUUCCAAUCGAACAAAAUAUUGAAUGCGAUGCAGUAUGUGAUUAAAAAGAAUCACGUCCGCGGUAACAUUCAACGACGGGACAAUGAUGAAAAAUUUGAAUUGCUUUUGGAAUGCAACGACAUUAUGUUGGAACGGAUCAAUACAAAUCUGGACGAGCUGGCUGGCAUUCAAAAGAAACCAGUUACCGAAUUGUUACAGUCUGAUUUGCAUAGCGUUUCACCACUGACAUCGGCGGCAGUAAGUGGCAGUUGGAAUGAAAAUAAGCGAAGCAGUGCGGGAAGAUCCAAAGAACCACGACUCCUUGCCGCCAGAAACAUUCAACGUCCGCAAGUCACUUUCAAAACACCCGUCGACAACAGCAAUAAAACACCAUUCGAGCCGAGAAUCAAGUAUAAACCGCAUUCAAUAAAACCGUUGGCCGUUCUGCCGGAAUACGAUGCUGACGGCGCAAUCGAAGGCUAUCUUCAUCCGUACGAAACAGAACUGAAUAAAUUUGAAGUUCCACCAUCUCUUCUGAAACAGAAGACUCCCGAUAAGCCGAAGCGACUCGAAGACACUCCCUUGGUGUACGUUGACAAUGUGCAACAACUCAAGCAAAUGAUGGAAACUGAUUUCGUUGGCGUCAGCGAAUUGGCAGUGGAUUUGGAGCAUCACUCGUACAGAACAUUUCAAGGAUUCACAUGUCUCCUCCAAAUAUCGACACGAGAGAAAGACUACAUCAUCGACACUUUAUCGCUUCGCGACGAACUUCAUGUUUUGAACGAAGUUUUCACCGAUCCGAAAGUGUUGAAAGUGUUUCAUGGUGCCGAUUCGGACGUGGAAUGGUUGCAAAGAGAUUUAUCGAUUUAUGUGGUCAAUAUGUUCGACACUCAUCAAGCUGCAAAACGUUUAGGUCUAGCUCGGCUGUCGUUGGCCUUUUUGAUAAAGCAUUACUGUGACCUGGAAUUAGACAAAACAUUUCAACUGGCUGAUUGGAGAAUCAGACCGCUACCAGAAGAGCUGAUACUGUAUGCCCGUCUGGAUACGCAUUACUUACUCUACGUUUGGGAUUCGAUGAAAAUGGAUCUACUGAAGUUAGCUAAUGAACGGACCAAUUUGUUAGAGAGUGUCUUCCAAAGCAGCACCAACAUAUGCAAGAAACGGUACAUAAAACCACGAAUCCAAGGCGACUCUUACAUGGACUUCUAUCGCAAAACCGGACGAGUGUUUGACAAUCGCCAGUUGUUUGCGCUGGGUGCCAUAUUUGAGUGGCGUGAUAAGACCGCUCGCCAGGAAGAUGAAAGCUAUGCUUAUGUUUUACCCAAUCAUAUGAUGUUAACGAUUGCUGAAGCACUACCUCGUGAAAUGCAAGGUGUGUUGGCUUGCUGUAAUCCUAUUCCACCGUUGGUUAAACAGAACCUUCAACUUUUACAUCAAUACAUUUUAAAGGCCAGGGAUCAACCAUUGAUUAAGCCGCCCGUUGAAGAGCAGCAAACGAACAGAACCACCAAGAACACAGAAAUAAAUUCCAUAUUCUGUCCGCAUGAUCUCUCAUUCCACAAAGAGUUUCGGGACGAUUUGCCAACGCUGUUAAACGGUCAGGACAACAACGAAGGACUAUCCUCGAAAUUGAAUGUGUCCGAGAAAUCGUCACUCAGCGUCUUUGAUACACCGGAGAAUUCAGAUGAUGAGACAACGAAAGAGAAAUUGAAUCGAUUGAAGAAAAUCAAAUUUGUGAGUCCGUACGCUCGUUAUUUGGCCAUAUUACCAAUUGCAGAGCAGCAACGUCUGGAAGAGUUGAAGAAGCAACAAGAAGCGAAUAAAUUGAAACGAUUGUGCCCAGAACGGACGGAAAGCAUGGAAGAUUACGUUGUUAUUAAAGAGGAACGUAUUGUGGAUCCAACCGGUGAAUACGGUGAUAAUCUUCCGUUGAAAGAUUACGGUAAACGUAAGCCUAACGAUGCUGUAGAAAGUGUUCAACAACCGGCAUCAAAGCGAAUGAAAUGUGAACCGACAUCAAGCGAACAGUUAAAUUCAACGGCAGAAAACGGGGAAGAAUCGAAAAAUCGAAAGAAAAAGAAGAAAAAGAAAAAUGGUCCACAACAGUCAACAGUGGAUUCCAAUAAGUCCGGCAAUGCUCAACAAUUUGAUUACGGUCAGGUUGACUUCAAGAAAUUCAAAGGUGGAUCACAACAAGCAAAACGGAAUGUUAAUGAGGUGCACACGAAAUUUCACGGGAAGAACAAACACCACGCUAACAAUAAGAAAUUCAACAAAUUGUUUACGUUCAGCGGCUCGCAAGGUAAAGGACAUAAAAAGAAGUAGAAUGAAAUGCUUCAACAGAAAAACUGCAAUUCGUCAAUGAAAUAAA